Messenger RNA from Cyphellophora attinorum, 699 nucleotides. RefSeq lists its product as uncharacterized. The transcript has a single exon. Bases 1 to 699 code for a protein of 232 amino acids. Lineage: Eukaryota; Fungi; Ascomycota; Eurotiomycetes; Chaetothyriales; Cyphellophoraceae. The record is from RefSeq and is a predicted model, not a curated record.
AUGGGCUGGCUAUGGAGCGACAAGAAAGCUGACGCGCCGAAGGCAGCGCCGACCGAGACGCCGAUGGUCGACGAAGCUCCCACAGCGCAACCUGAGGCAGCACCUGCCCCGAUUCAGCAACAACUUUCGCUGGCUGAACGGCAAGAUGCGGAUCUGCAGCAGUUCAUGAAAGAGCUCGAGGCCGAGUUCGAAGGAGAACGACAGCAAAGAAUACAAUCAAGAACGUCAGGCGUUCUCAAACAUACCUCACCUCUUCCUGACGAUAUCUCCCCCGAUUCACUAUAUCCUUCCGAGAUCCACUGCAGAUCAGCAUUCGACUAUGCCAUGUUCUGCCAGAGCUUUGGUGGCCAGUUCGUCAACGUGUACCGCUAUGGCUCUUUCCGGUCGUGUUCGAACCACUGGAACGACUUCUGGCUGUGCAUGCGGGCAAGAAAUUACCCUGAGGCAGAGCGGAAGAGAGUCAUCAAAGAUCACUACCGGAAUAAGGCUGUCAAAUACAAAACCGGGCCAAGCAGUGAAGAUAUCUGGAAAGUAAGAACAGAGCCGGUCAAGGACGCCUUCCAGGAUAGCUUGGAAGAUCUCGAGGCAAAGAUUGAGAAAUGGAAGGAAGCCAACCCCGAUGCCACUGAUCCCUGGGCUGGUUCGAAUAGCUACACCUACCGCGUCGCCAAGGGUGCGAGCACCUCACCAGGACCCUGA